GCGAGCGCGCGCGGGGUCGCGGGUGGGUGGACGGACGGGGCUCGCUCCGCCGCGUUUUUCGGUCCCCCCCCCCGCGCGAGGAUCGCAAACUUGGCGCAGGGAAAGCUCUGGGAUGAAGAACAAACCGACUUUAGCGUGAGUGAUGGAGAACGGGAAGUCUCUAGUCCUUAAGAUGGACGAAUCGCUUCACCUCUCUCUGGAAAAACAUCCCAGCCCAGCAGCUAACGGCAACAAGGAAAGCUUCCAUUCAGCAGAUGAAAGCUCCAACCCUGAAGAGGCUGGCUUCAGUUGGGAUGAAUACCUGGAAGAGACAGAAUCUGCAGCAGCUCCACACUCCUUAUUUAAGCACGUGGAAGUCAGUCUUCAGAGCAGUUUGCAGCCUGGUAUGAAACUCGAAGUGGCCAACAAGCACAACCCGGACACUUACUGGGUGGCUACUACCAUCACCACGUGUGGCCAGCUGCUGCUGCUGCGUUACUGCGGUUAUGAAGAUGACCGCCGGGCUGAUUUCUGGUGCGAUGUGAUGACCGCCGACCUCCACCCGGUGGGCUGGUGCACGCAGAACGGGAAAGUGUUGAUGCCCCCGGACGCUAUCAAAGAGAAAUACUCAGACUGGACGGAGUUCCUGAUACGUGAUUUGACGGGCUCACGAACGGUGCCUGCAAAUUUACUAGAAGGCCCUCUGCGAGGGAAAAACGCUGUAGACCUCAUUACUCUGGAUUCCUUAAUAGAGCUGCAGGAUGACCAGAAUCCCUUUCAAUUCUGGAUAGUGAGCGUGGUUGAGAAUGUUGGGGGAAGAUUGCGCCUUCGCUAUGCAGGAUUGGAGGAAACUGACUCUUACGACCAGUGGCUGUUUUACUUGGAUUGUAGACUUCGACCGGUGGGUUGGUGUCAAGAGAAUAAAUACCAGCUGGAACCACCUGCAGAAAUCUCUUCUCUGAAGACUGCGUCUGAAUGGCGGACAGUCCUAAACACGGCUCUGACCAAGGCAGAAAAACGUUCCCUUCCCAUGGAAGUGUUUAAGGAUCACGCCGAUUUGAGGAACCACUCGUUCACAGUGGGGAUGAAGUUGGAAGCCGUGGAUCAGCGAGAACCAGCUGUGAUUUGUCCGGCUACUAUAACUAAGGUUUUCAACCAUCAUUUCGUGCAAGUCACUCUGGACGAUCUCCGGCCCGAACCACGCAACACAUCGAUACUUUGCCACGCCGAUUCCUUGGGCCUCCUGCCAGUGCAGUGGUGCCUUAAAAAUGGAGUCCAUCUCACCCCUCCCAAAGGUUAUUCUAAUCCGGAUUUUGACUGGGCGGAUUACCAGAAGCAGUGCGGAGCGGAGGCAGCUCCUGAGGGCUGCUUCAGAAAAGCUUCCUGUAAUCGAGCUUUUGUGAAAAACAUGAUACUUGAAGCAGUGAGCCCCCAGAAUCCGGCCGUGAUUUGCGUGGCAUCUGUCACUUCCAUAAAAGGCCGGCUAAUGUGGCUGUCUUUUGAAGGUCUUCCGCACGCACCUGCUUCCGAAUAUAUAGUCGAUGUGGAAUCGAUGGACAUCUUCCCUGUGGGCUGGUGUGAAGCAAACGGUUACAAGCUCUCGGCACCGCAUAAAAACCCCACGCAGAGGAAGAGAAAGAUUGCAAUCGUCCAGCCGGAAAAGCAGUUACCAGCGGGAGUGCCUAUUGUGAAAAUUCAGAAUCCUCACUGCAUUCCGCAGACGGACAUGAUGGGAACUGCCAAUGGGAGAUACAACUGCCCCGUGCUCUUCAUCAACCAUCGCUGUUUCUCAGGCCCACAUCUCAACAAAGGGAGAUUGGCAGAACUGCCACGGUCUGUUGGGCCAGGGAAAUGCGUCCUGGUUCUUAAAGAGAUUCUUCGUAUGGUGAUCAACUCUGCCUACAAACCCAGAAGCAUUCUGCGAGAGUUGCAACUUGUCAAUGACCCCAGGUGGAACUUCCAGGAAGAAAAUCUCAAAGCAAAAUACCGAGGAAAAACGUACAGGGCAAUGGUCAAGAUAGUUCGUACGUCUGACCAAGUCUCUGAUUUCUGCCGGAAGGUGUGCGCAAAACUGGAAUGCUGCCCCAAUUUAUUCGGCCCUGUUCCGGUCGCCGAAAAUUGCCCUGAAAACUGUUCCAGUCACACCAAAACAAAAUACGACUUUUCCUCUCCAGCAUACUAUUAUGGAAAAAGGAGGAAAGUCAUUAAGCCUUCUUCCAGUGAAGAAAACACGUACAGUCUGGAGAGCAGACACAAGAUGUGGUCCGAUUACAGUAAGAUGCAGAAACCAGGUUUAACACCGAAGAAAAGGUGUCUUUCCGCAACAGAUCUGAAUGGAGCAGGAUCGUCAGAGGAUAGUGACGAGGAAGAAGCAGACACCGCGUGGAGCGAGGAAACCAGCCCAGAAUUGCAGGAUGAUCUAACAGACGUCUCCUCAGAGGACAUACCUCUGGCCAUACCAAUGACCACAAUGAAGUUACGCAGCAGCAGAGGCUCCAUCCACUUGGCUCGGCCCGAGAGGGACAGGCAAGCCCAGAAGGCUCUUUCCUUCCUGCAUGCCAAAAGCGAGAGAACCAGGCAGAUCAAGCAGGCUGUGGAAGAGAAGCUCAUCCUAAAGAGCAACCCCUUGGAAUGGACUGUGACCGAUGUGGUGCAAUUCCUCCAGCUGACCGACUGCGCUCCGCUUGCCAAAAUCUUUCAGGAACAGGUUCUUUCUUUCUUUCUUUCUUUCUUUCUUUCUUUCUUUCUUUCUUUCUUUCUUUCUUUCUUUCUUUCUUUCUCUCUCUCUCUCUCUCUCUCUCUCUCUUUCUUUCUUUCUUUUUCUUUCUUUUUUCUCUCUUUCUUUCUCUUCCUUCCUUUUUUCUUUCUUUUUUCUUUCUCUCUUUCUGUCAUGUCCCACCCCCCACUCCGACGAACGAGUCAAGGAAGUCCGUGGCAAACUUGGCAACGAAGCCUCUGCAGCGUGCCAAGUCCCUCCGAGGUUUAUCAGGGCAGGCAGGAGUCCAAGUUGUGACUUCAGCGAUAGGGUCCGGUAUCAGCAAAGUCGAUAAGACUUUGCUUGACUCAAGGCUGGAAUGCCAAAAGCAGGUCCUUUAUAUAGGCUAUGGGGUGUGGCUCCAUGACUCAGCAUUUAGCCAGCCCUGCCCCACCCCUCCUUCUGCUGGCGUCACCUCUCAGAUCUCCGGAAGCGAGGGUCCUCCCACAUUAAAUUUUCUUCAGCUGGAUCUGCUAUCACUAAUUCCUGUACCUGGCUGGCUUCCUCUGACGGCUGAGCCAAAGGAACACACGCUGUAGGAGUGAAGUUUAUUGGGCUUUUCCGUUCACUCCUGGAAUCCUCUCUGGGCAUGGGGCCAGGGCCGGGGGCUGGAGGCAUGACAGGCCGUUCAUCUUCAUUAUCAGACUCGAAGUCUGAUAACAGGCCCUGUUGGAGACGGGAGGGGCCCGGCUGAGGAGAAGAGGGAGGACGAGUCACAACACUUUCUUUUUUUUUUCUUUCUUUCUUUUUCUUUCUUUCUUUCUCUCUUUUUUCUUCCUUCCUUCCUUCCAUCCAUCAAUCAGAAUAGAGCUGGAAGGGACCUUCGUGGUCUUCUAGUCCAGCGGUUCUCAACCUGUGGGUCGCGACCCCGUUGGGGGUGGAAUGACGAUUUGCCAGGGGUCGCCUAAGACCGUCGGAAAUAUGGGAAGUAUACUUGCGAGUCGAAGAAUCGCGCUCCAGUGGUUGACUCCACAAGCCAGCUGCAGGCUCUUCAAAUCGCUAGCCGAAUUCGGCUUCAGGCACGAUGAAUUAAAAAAGAGAGAAAUCUUUGCUCUGAUGUCUCCCUCUCAAGCCAGCUGCAAUCACUCCCAAUCUCUAGCCUAAUCUGGCUUCAGGCACGAUAAACUUAAUAGGGGAGGAGUCUCCGUUUUAAUGCCUCCGUCCUCAAGGCAAUCGCAAGCAGUUCAGAUCGCUAGCCAAUACGGCUUCAGGCGCGAUAAAUUCAAAAAAAACAGUGUGCCGCUUUUUUUCCCCUUCUACGGCUGCUGAGACGCACUGUGAUCGGUUGGGGUCGCCACAUCGUGGGGAAUUGUAUUAAAGGGAUCGCAACACUAUAAAAGUUGAGAACCACUGUUCUAGUCCAACCCCUUGCUCAAGCUAUUUCAGACAAGUGACUGCCCAGUCUCUUCUUAAAAACCUCCAGUGAUGAAGUACCCACAACUUUCCUUUCCUUCCUUCCUUCCUUCCUUCCUUCCUUCCUUCCUUCCUUCCUUCCUUCCUUCCUUCCUUUCUUUCUUUCUUUCCACUGUAGCACCUCCUACAGGAUCAGAAUUGCAUUAGCAUAAGACAUAGACUGAUAGGGUGAGAGGGAACCUCAGAGGUCUUCUAUAGAUCAAUACUAGAUCAAUAGGUACCACAUCAGUGGAAAGGUAACAACGCCCCAUGAUGUCAUGCUGGCCACAUGACCGUGGAAAUAUCUUCGGACAGCGCUGGCUCAAUGGCCUUGAAACAGAUUCACACCUCCACUAUAGUUGGCACCGACUAGUAGUGUUGUGGCUCCCGCCCCCGAACCUGGCCCCAUGCCCGAAAGUGCCUUGGAGCUGGGCCUGCUGCCAGAAAGUGACUUGGACAGUGAGGGGGAAGGGCCAUCAGGACUUACCUGGGAAGCACCGGCCUCCCUGGCUCAGCUCCAGGAGCCAGAAGCAGGCCAGGUGGAGGAGAUAAUGAGGCCUCCGUCCCCUGACUCUUCCCCCCCACCCAGGCCACGCCUGCAGACCCAGCUGACAGCAGUCAGGCGUGGUUGAAUCCUAGGUUUCGUAGGCAGGAGAGAAGGGAAUGACAGAAACAGGUGAGGGGCAGGCCUAGGAAGUGCUGUGUCAUGGAGCCACACCCCACAGGAUAUAAAAGGCAGCGAGAGCUGCUGUGUCUCUUUGUAACAGGCAAAUCCACGGAUUGACUAGAGCUGAAGGUUGUGACUCACAAGCGUCUUGGCAGCUAACGAGGGCUCUUGGCAGACGCUGGCUCUUUUGCUGCCAGAGCUGAUAAGAGCCGGCUAAUUAAGCUAUCGUUCAGACGGAGGCGAGGAAGACAGAACAAGUGAAAUAAAACUCACAGGAUUCCUUUACUUUUUUUUAACCUUCAACUUCCCAUUAAUUUCCUUUCUUCUUCUUCUUCUGUUUGUUUGUUUUUUUAGCCAAAUCCUAUGUUCAAUUACUAGACACCCAGGUGUGUUUCAUACCUGGAUCAAUCUGUAUAAAAGCUCCACAAUCCCGUGUUUUGAAACUUCAACCGAGGAAGCCUCCUUAACUAAAAAAUAUACUUUUUUUCCUCUCUAUUUCCUCCUUUUUUUUUUUUUGCAGGAUAUUGAUGGACAAGCCCUUCUCCUUCUGACACUUCCGACGGUCCAGGAGUGCAUGGAAUUGAAGCUUGGCCCAGCCAUCAAACUGUGCCACCAGAUUGAACGGGUGAAGCUGGCUUUUUAUGCCCAGUAUGCCAAUUGAC
Molecule: messenger RNA, 5455 nt
Organism: Ahaetulla prasina
Lineage: Eukaryota; Metazoa; Chordata; Lepidosauria; Squamata; Colubridae
Gene: SFMBT2
Product: Scm like with four mbt domains 2
Exons: 20
Coding region: 143-2992 (949 amino acids)
Biological process (GO): regulation of DNA-templated transcription
Cellular component (GO): nucleus
Molecular function (GO): sequence-specific DNA binding; histone binding; transcription corepressor activity
Source: RefSeq, a predicted model, not a curated record